AUGUCGAAAAGGCCCCCCCAAGUCGAUAGUGCUUACGCAAGCAACAGCAACGAGAGCUACAACAACCAGUACGACAACGUCCAGGACAAUGUCAGUGAUGGAGCUGUGCCGGGUGAGAGCUUUGAGUAUGGUGACUCGCUUUAUGCGAAGCUCCAGCGCCUUGCAGGAAAGUUCAAUGUGGAACAGCGUGGUGUGGAGCGAGUUCCUGAGAAUGAGCGGACGGAUACUUCCUACCUGAAUAUUGGUAGCAUGUGGUUUGCGGCCAACAUGGUCGUUAGUUCCUUCGCCAUUGGUGUCCUCGCAAAGUCGACCUUCUACAUGGGAUUCGUGGAUGCGAUCCUUGUGUGUCUCUUCUUUAACCUUCUCGGUGUCAUGUCCGUCUGCUUCUUCUCCUGCUUUGGACCGGCUUUCGGACUGCGCCAGAUGGUUCUUUCCCGUUUCUGGUUUGGAUGGUGGCCUGUGAAAUUCGUCGCCAUCCUUAACGUCAUUGCUUGUGUUGGUUGGUCCGCAGCCAAUGCGAUUGUCGGUGCGCAGAUGCUUAACGCCGUCAACACUGAUGUUCCUGGUUACGCUGGUAUCCUCAUCGUUACCUUCUGUACUCUCUUUAUUACCUUCGCCGGUUACAAAGUGGUUCACAUCUACGAGUUCUGGAGUUGGAUCCCUACCUGCAUUGUGUUCUUCAUUGUGCUUGGUACCUUCGCCCACUCCGGCGCUUUUAUCAAUCUUCCCAUGGAUGUUGGUAAGUCCGAGCUUGGUGACUGUCUGUCCUUCGGCUCCACCGUGUAUGGCUUCGCCACCGGCUGGACCAGCUACGCUGCCGACUACACUGUCUACCAGCCUUCGGACCGCAGCCGUCGUAAGGUUUUCCUCUCUACCUGGAUCGGUCUGGUCAUUCCUUUGCUCUUUACCGAAUUCCUUGGUAUUGCUGUCAUGACCGCUACUGAGGCCAAUGGCGGUGUCAACAAAUACAUGGACGGUUACAACGCCUCCGGUAACGGUGGUUUGAUCGGCGCUGUUCUCGAGCCCUUGGGUGGCUUCGGCAAGUUCUGUCUUGUCAUCCUUGCCCUCUCUAUCAUUGCCAACAACUGCCCCAACAUCUACUCCGUCUCCCUGACCCUGCAGGUCCUGAGCCGCUACACCCAGCGUGUGCCCCGUUUCGUCUGGACCUUCCUUGCUUCCUGCGUCUCCCUCGCGAUCGCUAUCCCCGGUUACUCUCACUUCGAGACUGUUCUGGAUAACUUCAUGAACUUCAUUGCCUACUGGCUGGCUAUCUACACUGGUAUCGCGGUUGCAGACCACUUCAUCUUCAAGCGCGGUUUCGGUGGAUACCGCCCAGAGCUGUAUGACAAACCCGAGAAGCUUCCUCACGGUAUUGCUGCGACUAUCGCUUUCUGCUUCGGUAUUGUCGGUAUGAUUACUGGUAUGAGUCAGACCUGGUGGGUCGGACCCAUUGCCCGCCACGCUGGUGCGCUCCCCUAUGGUGGAGAUGUUGGUUUCGAGCUGGGCUUUGCUUUCUCUUUCACCAUUUACUGCGCCCUGCGCCCUCUUGAGCUCCGUUACUUCGGCAAAUAG
Messenger RNA from Penicillium malachiteum, 1572 nucleotides. Its product is annotated as cytosine permease. Bases 1 to 1572 code for a protein of 523 amino acids. The transcript is spliced from 3 exons. Gene Ontology annotation, biological process: transmembrane transport. Gene Ontology annotation, molecular function: transmembrane transporter activity. The record is from RefSeq and is a predicted model, not a curated record. Lineage: Eukaryota; Fungi; Ascomycota; Eurotiomycetes; Eurotiales; Aspergillaceae. Gene Ontology annotation, cellular component: fungal-type vacuole membrane; plasma membrane.